This is a messenger RNA of Cololabis saira (Pacific saury), 1566 nucleotides long. It is a transcript of the gene rfc5, whose product is annotated as replication factor C (activator 1) 5. The transcript is spliced from 11 exons. The record is from RefSeq and is a predicted model, not a curated record. Gene Ontology annotation, molecular function: ATP hydrolysis activity; ATP binding; DNA clamp loader activity. Gene Ontology annotation, biological process: DNA-templated DNA replication; DNA repair. Gene Ontology annotation, cellular component: DNA replication factor C complex; nucleus. The coding region runs from base 107 to 1114 and encodes 335 amino acids. Lineage: Eukaryota; Metazoa; Chordata; Actinopteri; Beloniformes; Belonidae.
UGACGCGAGACGCACGUUUCUCCAGUCUGCGCGGCAAAACACGGUGGGGAAAUAACCUGAAAGUUUUUCCCUCAUCUUGUUGUUUAACUCACUGUUUAAAGAACUCAUGGCGUCAACAAGUGCAGCGCCGGUCAAGAGCAGGAAUCUACCAUGGGUGGAAAAAUACAGACCACAGACACUUGAUGAUUUAAUCUCGCACAAAGAUAUCCUGACCACCAUCCAGAAGUUCAUCAGUGAGGACAAACUGCCCCACCUCUUGUUCUACGGCCCCCCGGGAACGGGCAAAACCUCCACCAUCCUGGCCUGCGCCCGGCAGCUGUACCAGGGCCGAGAGUUCAACUCCAUGGUGUUAGAGCUGAACGCGUCGGACGACAGAGGCAUCGGUGUGGUCCGAGGGCCCAUCCUGAGCUUCGCCAGCACCAGGACCAUCUUCAAGAAGGGCUUCAAAUUGGUGAUACUGGACGAGGCAGAUGCCAUGACCCAGGAUGCCCAGAAUGCACUGCGGCGAGUGAUUGAGAAGUUCACAGAAAACACCCGCUUCUGCCUCAUCUGCAACUACCUGUCCAAGAUCAUCCCGGCCCUGCAGUCCCGCUGCACCCGCUUCCGCUUCGGCCCGCUGUCUCCGGACCAGAUGAUCCCGCGGCUGGAGCACGUCAUCGAGCAGGAGAGCAUCGACGUCGCCCCAGAUGGGAUGAAGGCCAUCGUUACCUUGUCGUCAGGCGAUAUGAGGAGAUCUCUCAACAUAUUACAGAGCACGAGCAUGGCGCACGGGAAGGUCACGGAGGACACGGUGUACACCUGCACAGGCCACCCCCUCCGCUCCGACAUCGCCAACAUCCUGGACUGGUGCCUCAACAAAGGUUUCACCGCAGCGUAUAAACAAAUCCUUGAGCUGAAAACCUUGAAAGGUCUGGCCUUGCAAGAUAUUGUCACCGAAGUGCAUUUGCUCGUUCACAGAGUGGACUUUCCUCCGGCCGUUCGGAUCAGUCUGCUCAUCAAGCUAGCCGACAUAGAACACCGGGUGGCGUCGGGAACCAAUGAGAAGAUCCAGCUGAGCUCCAUGAUCGCAGCUUUCCAGGAAGUGAGAGACCUGGUGGUCAGCGAGGCCUCCUAGAGGUCUUCAACCUUUAGUCUUUCCACCAGUGGAAAAGCAACUAGAACAUAAAAGUCGUGUUACAUUGUCAGUCAGCGUCUGUGUCAUCUUGUCUGCUUCGUCCCGCGAAGCGACCCUUUUAUUGAGUUUAGCCAAACCUCGUUCAUGUCCCCCCUCGGGCCAAGCGACCCUGACAUGAGAAGCCAACGGUUCGCCCUUCAGUCAAACAGAUUUCUACCAGUAAGCUCUUGAGCAGAACGGCUAGUUUAUUUAGGAGGAAUCGGACCUGCAGCGUGGCCCACUACUCGGAAUCUGUGUGGAACAAACGCCGGCUGCCGUCUUAGUCGCUCACAUCUGAUCAGGCAGCAUCUCCCGGAAAGCUGAACAUUUAUCUGCGCUGACGAGUCUUCAGUCUGAGAAUAAUAGUUCUGGGACGUAUAAAUGUGUUUAAUCUGUUUAAUAAAGUGUUGUUU